Mesocricetus auratus (golden hamster) is the source of this 1754-nucleotide messenger RNA. It is a transcript of the gene Hapln2, whose product is annotated as hyaluronan and proteoglycan link protein 2. Gene Ontology annotation, biological process: cell adhesion. The record is from RefSeq and is a predicted model, not a curated record. The transcript is spliced from 7 exons. Lineage: Eukaryota; Metazoa; Chordata; Mammalia; Rodentia; Cricetidae. Gene Ontology annotation, molecular function: hyaluronic acid binding. The coding region runs from base 569 to 1594 and encodes 341 amino acids.
CCCCACCCUGCCUGGUCCAACACCCUUGGAUUUGCAGUUGGUCUGUCCCACCCCUGCCUGGUCUAAGACCAGGAGAGCAGCAGGGCCUGCUCUCUGCUCUCUUCUAGGUGACCCUCUGGGUAGCUAGCUUUACUCUGUCCUCCUUCAUCCCAAUCCCGUGUCUUGCCCUGGCCCCAGGACAUCAAGUGCCACCGAUCCAGUCACCAGUAGCUUAGUGUGGACUGGGAACAGGUCUCAGCACCCUGGCUUCUUUGAGCACAGGCAACAAGCUUUCCUAGGAGAGUGUCCAAGGAGCCAGGGCAUAAUCAGGGGCCCAAGCCCUGAGGCCCAGGAGCCCUACCAGCACCUUCAUUGGAACUUCUUCCUUCAGCAGAACAGGAAGCUGCUGAGCACGGCUCCCUUUGUCUCUGAGGUCAUCUUUCCAGAGGUAUGCACUGUAACGUCUAGAAAACCCUGGAGACACAGCCUAACCGUGCAUGAGCACUGCUUCCCAAUGCAGCUGGUUUAGUCGAUGUACUAAGGAGUGUCCACCAUCUGUGCCCUGCGCACAGCGCUUGCUGACACCAUCAUGCCAAGUCGGAUCCCUCUCCCUGCAGCCUGCUGCUUCCUUCUCCCCUGCGCAUUCACCAUCUUUCACGAAGCCCUGGGGAACCCGGCCCCCCAUCCGGGUCCCCACUACCUCCUGCCCCCCAUCCACGAGGUCAUUCACUCUCAUCGUGGGGCCACGGCCACACUGCCAUGCGUCCUGGGCACCUCGCCUCCCAGCUACAAGGUACGCUGGAGCAAAGUGGAGCCGGGGGAGCUCCGGGAAACGCCAAUCCUCAUCACCAAUGGACUACACGCCCGGGGCUAUGGGCCUCUGGGAGGGCGCGCCAGCAUGCGGAAGGGGCAUCGACUGGAUGCCUCCCUGGUCAUCAAGAACGUGCGCCUGGAGGACGAGGGCCGGUACCGCUGCGAGCUCAUCAAUGGCAUCGAGGAUGAGAGCGUGGCACUGACCCUGCGCCUGGAGGGUGUGGUGUUUCCGUACCAACCCAGCCGGGGCCGCUACCAGUUCAAUUACUUCGAGGCGAAGCAGGCGUGCGAGGAGCAGGACGGACGCCUGGCCACUUAUGGCCAACUGUACCAGGCGUGGACCGAGGGCCUGGACUGGUGCAACGCUGGGUGGCUGCUCGAGGGCUCGGUGCGCUACCCUGUGCUCAACGCGCGCGCCCCGUGUGGCGGUCACGGGCGGCCAGGCAUCCGCAGCUACGGGCCUCGCGACCGCAGCCGGGACCGCUACGACGCCUUCUGCUUCACCUCGGCGCUGGCAGGCCAGGUGUUCUUCGUGCCCGGGCGGCUGACGCUGUCUGAAGCUCAUGCUGCUUGCCGGAGGCGCGGAGCUGUGGUAGCCAAGGUCGGGCACCUCUACGCCGCCUGGAAGUUCUCGGGGCUGGAUCGGUGCGACGGAGGCUGGCUGGCGGACGGCAGCGUUCGCUUCCCCAUCACGACACCGCGGCCGCGCUGCGGGGGUCUCCCUGACCCCGGGGUGCGCAGCUUCGGCUUCCCCCGGCCCCAGCGGGCGGCCUACGGGACCUAUUGCUACACCGAGAAGUAGCCGCGCACUGCCCUGCCGCGCGCGACAGAGUGGCGGGUCCCCUCUCGACACACAAGGGUCGAGCCCCACACCUGCCUUCCCAGCCCAGCGCGGCGCUCGGGGAUCCGGGCAGAGGGGCGUCCCAGGGAUUAAUUGACCAAUAAAACAACAUGGCACCUUC